CCCUAAAAACUGAACAAAUAUCUACAAAAAAUUUAGUUUUGAUUUUUGAAAAGCGACAAGUGUUCUCCGAUGCUCCUUCGUGCCAUUCUUCUAAUUUUCAUCAGCGCACCAUGGGUGUUGUCCGUUACUGUUAAGCGGAAUAUGACCGAGUAUGAGCAGAAAAUUCAUAUCAACCUACUCAAUGGGAUCCGUCAGAAGAAUGCGAUUGAUGAGCAAGUGGCUAAUAUGCAUGAGCUGGUCUACGAUCCCGCUCUGGAAUCCUUAUCAUAUCCAGAAUGCGAAAUCUCCAACGAUGAUAUUACCGUAAGGAACAAUGAUGGCGUAUCCACAUAUUAUAAUGCAUUCCCACCAACGGACAGAUAUUGGGUGUACUAUGCGCAACACAUUGAUCCCCUGCAAACGUCUGCCGCAUGCCAUCAUCUCACCUGCAAAUCCGGCAGUUCCAAUAAUAACAGUGUCAGCGGAUGUAUUUUUGGACCUGUUCGUAAAUUCAGCAGCUCGGAAGUGGUGAAAGGAGAGCCUGGUUCAAAGUGCCCAAAAGGAAGAUCUUCACUGGAUUUGUGUACUAAUUCGGGAGGCAUGCUCUAUUGGGCUCCUGCCUUGAUUUUGGCAGUUAUGGUGCAUUUUAACUUUAUUUGAAAAAUGUUUUUUGAAAUAAAGUUUUGAAUUUACCG
Caenorhabditis elegans is the source of this 674-nucleotide messenger RNA. It is a transcript of the gene Y105C5B.18, whose product is annotated as SCP domain-containing protein. Bases 70 to 639 code for a protein of 189 amino acids. The record is from RefSeq and is marked reviewed. Lineage: Eukaryota; Metazoa; Nematoda; Chromadorea; Rhabditida; Rhabditidae. The transcript is spliced from 5 exons.